AUGACAGAUCCUCAGCCCGGCGAGCACGUUCAGCAGGAGAUGACCCAAGGGAUUACCGAAUAUUUAUACGGCAUACUUCCUAAUACCCCCGACUCCGUGGUUCGGGACAAGGCUAAGCAGGCCAUCGUCCAAAGUCAGUCGCCGAACAGCAACCUCUCCUACGAGGGGCUCGUUGCCGAACGGGCCUUUUCUGACGAGAACUUUCUGCGUAAAUGGAAACCGAUUUUCGAACCUCGUUGCUAUGCGGACCCGGCCGGAGACCAUCCCGGGCCGAUGAACGAGCUCUCUGCGCCCAUCAAGGUGGCUGUCAUCGCUGCUGUAAUUGCAUCUAUGAAGGAAUCUUCCCCAGGAACCGAUGGCCUCCGCUUUACCACCUUGCGGGCAAUCCCCGUAGAGGUCAUCACCAUUCUGUUCAACCUGCUACUACUAAGAGGCAAUUCCAGCAACAUCUUCACCUCCCGGGUGACUUUCAUCAAGAAGCUUGAGGUGCCCGGCGAUCCUCUGCAGUUCCGUCCCAUCGCCAUCAGGAAUUACUUCGUGCGUGUCUUCCAUCAAGUACUUGCAAGCCGACUUGAGGCAUCCCUCCCUAACUCAAACGUCUUGACGGGAUUGCCAAAAUGUCCUCAAACUGAAUGCGACCCUACACACGGCCCGCGCCAAACGCGAGAACCUGGUGAUCGCAUCAGCGAACAUUCGAAAAGCAUUCGACCCAGUCUCCCACGAGGCAAAACUAGGCAUACUCCAACGGAAGGAGGUCCCUGA
Messenger RNA from Acanthosepion pharaonis, 762 nucleotides. The record is from the annotation of a GenBank genome assembly. Lineage: Eukaryota; Metazoa; Mollusca; Cephalopoda; Sepiida; Sepiidae.